This is a messenger RNA of Chironomus riparius, 786 nucleotides long. Lineage: Eukaryota; Metazoa; Arthropoda; Insecta; Diptera; Chironomidae. The record is from the annotation of a GenBank genome assembly.
UUCAUUUUGUAACAAAUUUUUUGUGUGCCGAGAGAAAGAGAAGAACUCGAUAUGUGGAGAUCUCAAAACCAGUGUGCAAGCAAAGAAUCAAGCCUCAAUUUGGAUAAACUUAGGGGACAGCAUGUUCAAGGAUUGGAUGUACAUUGUAUACCUCCAUAUGUUGGAAGAUGCGUUGGUGAAUGUGAUAUAUCAAAAAGUAAAUAUAAGUUUCCAUUAACCCUUGUGCGACCCGAUUACUCAAGCUAUUCGCGUGAUUUUCCCAAAACCAUGCUUCCAACAGCACCGUCUUUACCGUACUCAAAGCACACGCCACCCCAGUGGAUGGAAAUAGACAAUCCAGAGAAAUACUUUAAAUCAGGAUAUACAGGAAAUCAAUUCUUUAAGUUCCCGCAUUUCGGUCAUACGAGCAAGGUAGAUUCACAUUCAGCCUUAUGUGACUUUACAAGCGGCUAUCAAUUUACUAAAAGUGCUGAGUGGGCUCCUUUGCCAUUUUAUCACACAUCGUUGGAUGGCGAACGACCUGGAACUGAAAUUUAUCCACGAAAUACUGGACUGAUAUCCAAUUACAUGGGCCACGUUCCAGGCAUGAAAUUGAGCUAUGGCAAAACAUUUGGAAAUGAAAGCGUAAAUGCAAAGAGAUAUCUCCAAAAUUCUUCAGUUUGUCUUCACUGAUGUGUGCCUGGAUAUAUUAUGCCGAAUAAAUAAAUAAUUAUGUUUGCAAAUUUAGUUCCAAUAUGCUGCAUAUCUCUCACAUAACAACACGAAAGUUUAUUUCAAAAAUAGAAC